CCCAUUAAUACACGUGAGAACGAAGAGGAAGCAGCGUUUAGCUUUGCUUUUCAGUUUGUAAAUUAACUAUUUUUGCUGGAAACGAGUUACAAUAUGAAAAAGAAGCAAAAAGUUGUCGAGGAGCCAGAACAGAUAAAUCCUUUGGGUUUGGCUUGUGAUGAUGACAAAAAGGAGGAGGAGGAAAAUGAGCCCCUGAUUAAAGCCAAGAGGCUCAAACCUGAGGAGGAGGAGGAGGUGGUCUAUCACCCGGUGAAACUCUCUCGAAAUGACCUCUACAGACCUCCAACUGCAGAGGAGCUGAACCAGCUGAAAGAAGCUGAAACUCUGUUCCACUGCAGCCUCCUCAAAAUGCAGAUGGAUGAGCUGCUGAAAGAGGUUGUCCUUGGUGAGCGCAGGAAUCAGCAAAUCAGUUCCUUCAUUCAGACAGUCACCAAUCUGCUCCAGAAUGUGCCGACGUCACCAAAAGUUGAAGUUAAUGACCUAUCUUGGCUGUCUGGCGCAGUGAAAGUGCCUUUUCUUCUCAUGCCCAAAACAACAAAGGGUAAGUUCCACAUGGCAACUCCAGCAUCCAUUGAUCUGAUCGGGAGCUACCCGCUGGGCACCUGCAUCAAACCGAACAUUAAAGUGGACCUGGCUGUCACAAUGCCAGCUGAGAUUCUCCAGCCAAAAGACUUUUUAAACCAGAGGUAUCCAAGAAAGAGGGCUCUUUACCUGGCAGGACUCGCCCAGCAUCUGACAUCCUCCCCUGAGAUCGGGACGAUGCGUUUCUCCUCUCUCCAUGGGAACAGGCUCCGACCUGUUCUGCUGUUGACUCCUCCGGGCAAAGACUCCUCAAGGUUCACUGUCUGUGUUCAUGUCUGCCCGCCUCCUGGAUUCUUCAAACCCAGUCGUUUCCACCCGGACAGGAAUAAUGUCAGGACAGAGUGGUACACCGGACUGCAGACACCUGAGAGCAGCGAACCUCCCACUCCACACUACAACAGCUCUGUUCUGGGGGAUUUACUGCCCAGGGCUCACCUGCAGUUUCUUUCUGCUGUCGGCGCUCAGUGCUCAGCUUUCUCUGAUGGAGUGGCUUUGCUUAAAGUCUGGCUUCGUCAAAGAGAGCUCAACCAGGGCACUGGUUGUUUUAAUGGAUUCCUGGCCUCAAUGCUCAUGGCCUAUCUGCUGGUCACUCACCGAAUCAGUAACACCAUGACAGCCUAUCAGCUGCUUCGAAACAGCUUGAAUUUUCUGGCUUCUACAGACCUGACUGUGAACGGAAUCAGCCUAGCCAAAGAUCCGGACUCCACAGCUCCAUCUCUCGUGGACUUCCACAGUGCUUUCCAGGUUGUGUUUGUUGACCCUUCAGGACAUCUUAACAUGUGUGCUGAAAUGACCGCUUGUACCUACAAACAGUUGCAGCAUGAGGCAUCGCUUUCAUUGCAGUUCUGGGAUAACCCCACAGUAGAUGGGUUCCAGUGCCUCCUUAUGACCCCCAAAACCAUUAUAAGGACAAGUGACCAUGUCUUCCAGUUGUGUGACUUGGUGAAGCUUCAGACCAGCUGUAAGAAACAGAAUCUGAUGAGCGAGCUGAUGGACCGCAGUGGGAAUUAUAUCCAGACUGCUCUGCGUUUUAUUCUAUCUUUGCUCCAGCAAGGACUUGGCCAAAGGAUUCACCUCCUAACCCACUCCCUGUCACCUGACACUGAGUGGUCUGUAGAGAGUGAAGCCCCAAAGUACAAAGCUCAUCCUCCCCUCUCCUUUGGUUUGCUCUUAAGGCCAGAGCUGGCUGCUUCUGUCCUUGAAAGAGGCCCCCCUGCAGACAACCCCAAGGCGGCUGAGUUUCGUCAGCUGUGGGGCCCUCGCUCUGAGCUGCGUCGUUUCCAGGAUGGUGCGAUCACCGAGGCUGUGCUGUGGGAUGGAAACAGCAUGUGGCAGAAGCGGCUCGUCCCUGAGCAGAUCAUCACACACUUGCUCCAGCUUCACGCGGAUAUCCCCAAAUCCUGUGUGCGGUAUGUCGGAGCGCUUGUUGAUGACGUCAUCAAAACGGGAUGCCAGGUGCCUAGUACUGGAGAGGAGGAGAGUUUGCUGGUAGUUCAGUCUUAUGAUGACCUUAGCAGGAAGUUGUGGAGGCUGGAAGAGCUGCCUCUAACUGUUACUGCCCUUCAAGGAGCCCACCCAGCUCUUAGAUACACACAGGUCUUUCCCCCUGAACCAUUAAAGCUGGACUAUUCCUUCUUUGACAGAGAAAAGACUUCAAGAUCAUUGGUGCCAAAGGAAGACAAACCAUGUCCACAUUAUGUAACUCCUAUCACAGUAAUCUGUCACAUGGAGGGGAGUGGAAAAUGGCCUCAUGAUCGCCUUGCAAUUCGCCACAUUCGAGCUGCGUUCCAUAUCCAACUGGCAGAGUUACUCAAGAAGCACCACAAUUACACAUGCAAGCCAUGUCCCACACACCUGGAUGUGUGGAAGGACGGAUUGGCGUUUCGAAUUCAAGUGGCGUACCAUCGCGAGCCACAGGUUUUACGGGAGAGUGUGAAUGCUGACGGGCUGUUGGUGGUCAGGGACAAUGAGGAGGCUCAGGCUCUGGAGAUGAUCACUAUUCACAAACCUCUUCUUACCAGCACAUUACAUGGUCUCCAGCAGCAGCACCCGUCUUUCGGAGCAGUUUGUCGCUUGGCUAAACGCUGGUUGGCGGCUCAGCUCUUCAGUGAUGACAUCACAGAGGACACAGCAGAUCUGCUGGUGGCAUCGCUCUUCCUGCAGCCUGCACCCUUUACUCCUCCAGGCUCUCCUCAGGUGGGCUUCCUGCGUUUCCUCCUUCUGCUCUCAUGCUUUGACUGGAGGAACAACCCGCUGGUAGUCAACUUCAACAGCCAGCUCACAGCUGCAGACUACACGGAGAUCAAGAAUGACUUCAUGGCGUCGAGGGACUCUCUGCCUGUCAUGUUUAUAGCGACGCCUAAAGACAAAAAGUUGUCUUUGUGGACCAGACGAGCACCAAGCAUACAGAUGCUGCAGCGUGUGAUGGUGGUGGCUGCAGAGAGUUUGAAGGUCCUGGAACAUCAGCUGAUGGAUGGAAGCCAGACACAAGAUGUGAGGGUGAUUAUGCGGCCUCCAUUGGAUGCCUACGAUGUUUUGAUUCAUCUGAACCCGAAGCAAGUUCCUCUUCUCAGUCGAGCUGUGGACCCACCAACUGUCACCUUCAGCAGGGGUGUAAUUACAGACGGCACACCCCAGUCUGGAGGUGCCCUCCCAGUUAUCGACUACAACCCUGUGUCCCUGUACCUGAAUGAACUAAGAGAGGCAUUUGGAGACCUGGCCCUCUUCUUCUGUGAUCCCUACGGUGGAACGGUGAUCUCCGUUUUAUGGAAACCAAAGGCUUUUGUUCCUGCACCCUUUAAGACAUCCCAGAUGACUGCCAGAACUGCGAAGGUGACUGGUGAAGAAGUCAAAACCGUUCCAAAUGUUGAAGCCAUAUUGGAGGACUUUAAAGUCUUGGGCAAAGGUUUGGUCAAAUCAGUGGAAGCCAAAUUUGAGAAAUGGACCUUUUAGAUCCAUAAACUACUCCCCCCAGAUUUGUUCAUUGUGAAACUGAGAUGAAACAUUGAUACUGUGGGUAGAACAGGACUAUUGUUGAUACAUGAAUACUGUUCAGUCUCGUUAACAUUAAUAUGUAGAGAUAGUAAAAUACAUGUCCUUUGUUUUAAUGAGGCUGCAUCAUAUUUUAAUAAAUUUUGUAUCCUUUGGAUUUAAACCAA
Molecule: messenger RNA, 3740 nt
Organism: Austrofundulus limnaeus
Lineage: Eukaryota; Metazoa; Chordata; Actinopteri; Cyprinodontiformes; Rivulidae
Gene: nol6
Product: nucleolar protein 6 (RNA-associated)
Exons: 26
Coding region: 94-3534 (1146 amino acids)
Biological process (GO): tRNA export from nucleus; rRNA processing
Cellular component (GO): UTP-C complex; CURI complex; small-subunit processome
Source: RefSeq, a predicted model, not a curated record